AUGAGGAGGUCCCUGAUUACGCUAUUCUCUCGCAUACCUGGGGGGGAAAAGAGGUCAGCUAUCACGACAUUCAAUCCCAAACUAACAUCUACCACAGUUCACCUGCUGCGUCUAGUCAAUCGGAACCCAACAACACUUCAUCCCCACGACCACCCAUUUGGAAUUUCGAAGAGCCUGAAUUCAGGAAGUGUCGGUGGUUUACAAGAGGAUGGACCCUUCAGGAGCUUGUUGCUCCCAAAAAGCUUUUUUUUUAUUCUCGCGACUGGAACCUUCUUGGCUCUAAAGAUUCAUUGA
Clonostachys byssicola is the source of this 294-nucleotide messenger RNA. The record is from the annotation of a GenBank genome assembly. NCBI's taxonomy places the organism in Eukaryota, Fungi, Ascomycota, Sordariomycetes, Hypocreales, Bionectriaceae.